GAACCAAUGUUUCAAAAUGACAGGUCACAGUAGUACAAAAAGUAAGUAAGAGCUAUAACAAAAUGUAUGUAACUCGAAAUGGCAACAGAUGAAUUUUUUUAAUAUUUUGUUAUGUUGUAGGAGUAAUAGUGAGAAAUUUUCAAUGCGUGAUGACGUGAAGUUAUAAAGGGGAAUAUAAAAAGAGCCAUGGUUUAUUCACUAGAAACUGGAGACUGUGUAAAACUAAAAGAGAAAGUGUCGUGUGAAAUCAGAGUUUUGCCUUCAAUGAUGUGGAAGAGGUCGAUUGUGCAAGUUAUGUCUGUGUGGCCUGUCUAUCGUGGGUCUACUCCUCUUAUUUUAGUCCUGCCGUUUGUCUUCCUUAUAUUAUUAACGGCAGUAGGUGUAAGUUCUGCUGCAGACCUAGUGAUAGAAAUUCCAGGAUGGGGUGGGGAAGACGGAGAGGAGGCACAUUACCGCCUUGACUAUCGGCCUCCUCAUGGUUCCCCUGCCCCCAAUUUUACGGUACCUGCCCGGGCUUCGACAAUAAAUUUUCAGGGUUUACCGGGCACAAAAUACCACUUCAUGCUCUAUUAUUCAAAUGCUACUUUUGCAGACCUUCUCACAUGGAAUCAAACUAUAAUUACAGCGCCUGAGCCACCACGCAAUUUGACGGUGACUUUGGGACGCAACAAACAGGCAGCCAUCUCAUGGGCCCCUCCUCUGCAUGGAGAUUUUACUGCUUUUCGACUGCGGGUGGUGGCGCUGGCGGGCGAAACUGGCGCGCGUAACCUUAGCGUGCAAGUGGACGCGCCCGACAACGGCACCUGGAGUCACGUACUGCGCGAUCUGUCGCCGGGCGCCACUUAUCAACUGCACGCCUUCACGCUGCUGCACGACAAGGAAAGCGCCGCCUACGCCUCCUUCAACUUCACCACCAAACCCAACACGCCGGGGAAGUUCAUCGUCUGGUUCCGCAACGAGACGACGCUGCUGGUGCUCUGGCAGCCGCCGUACCCGCCCGGGGCCUACACGCACUACAAGGUGUCCAUCGAGCCGCGCGACGCACGCGAUUCGGAGCUGUACGUGGAGAAGGAGGGCGAGCCGCCGGGGCCGGCCCAGGCCGCCUUCAAGGGGCUGGUCCCGGGGCGCGCCUACAACAUUUCCGUGCAGACCGUGUCCGACGCGCAGCUCUCGCCGCCCACCACCGCGCAGUACCGCACCGUGCCGCUGCGCCCCAGGAACCUCACGCUAGCGCCGCCGCCCGCCGCGCUCACCGAGACGUCGUUCACCGUGGCCUGGCUGCCGCCCGCCGAGAGGAGCGAGUUCCAGAAGUACCAGAUCGCAGUGUCGGCGGGCGGAGGCGGCGGCGGCGCGGGCGCGCGGCGGCUUCCGGCCGUGGUCCGGGGCCGCGACGAGCCGACGCUGUGCUCUUUCGACGGCCUCGAGCCGGGCAAGCACUACGCCGUGGCCGUCAAGACCAUGUCCGGCAAGGUCACCUCGUGGCCGGCCGCCACCGAGCUCACUCUCAAGCCGCUGCCGGUCCGCGAGCUGGGCUGGCGGCGUUCGGAGGAGCCCGAAUCCGACCGAGGCGGAGAAGCCCGAGGAGGCGGAGUGCUGCUGUGGUGGACGCCGGCGCCCGAGAGCACCCAGGACGAGUACAAGGUCUCGUGGGCCGAGGCGGGCGAAGACAGCAACUGGUCGACCACGAACGUGGCCAACGCGACGCUGGCGUCGCUGCUCCCGGGCCGCAACUACAGCGUGAGCGUGGUUGCCGUGUCGCGCGGAGUGGCCUCCAACGAGACGUCAGUGGCGGUCGCCACGCGGCCUUUGGCGCCCGUCUUGCGGGCCGUUCUGCCGUCGCGCACGUCGUUGCGGCUGGAAUGGAGCUCCGACGUCGACUCACGCCAGGACGAGUACGAGCUGCGCUACCGCCGCGUUGACUCCGCCGAGCCCCCGAGGACGUUGCGAAGCGCCGAACCGGGCGCCACGCUCGAGGGUCUCGAGCCGGGCGCCGUCUACGAGCUCGAGCUGGCGGCCCUGAGCCGCGGGCUCCGCGGAGAGCCGCUGCUCACGGAGCGCGCCACGCGGCCGCUCCCGCCCGAAUGGCUGGCGGUGGAGCGCGCCACCUCCAACUCGGUGGUGGCGCGAUGGCGAGGCCCUCUCGGCGGAGAGUCGGGUGCCUUCUCGCUGCGGUACCGCGCCGGCGCCGCUGCCUGGCGUCGGCUGCCGCCGCUGCCGGCCGACGCGACGCACGCCGAGAUCGCCAACAUGACUCACGGCGAGCGCUACUCCAUCGCUCUGGACACGCUCAGUCGCAGUCCGGCGCACGGCGACCCCGUCGAGGGCGGGGAGCCGCGCCUGGCGCAGCACACCGUGCGUCCCAACCCCGUGUCGAACGUGGCGCAGCUGGCGGACACGCGAAACAUGACGCUGGAGUGGCCUCGGCCCGAGGGCCGCGUGGACGCCUACCGCGUGCGCUGGUGGCCCGCCGAGGACGAGGGUGGCGCGGCGCCGGAGGGCGGCGAGGGCGGCGGCGAGCGCAACGUCAGCGCCGGCGAGGGCCGCAGCGCCCGGGUGCUGCUCGCCGGUCUGCGUCCCGGCCGCGGCUACUCGGUGGCCAUAGAGGCGCUCUCGUACGAGCUGGCCAGCGACGUGUUCGCGAUGCACACUCGCACGCGGCCCCUCGUCCAGUCGGAGAUGACGAUCGUGACGCAGGGCGGCGAGGACGCCGAGACUGAGGCGGCGCCCGCCUUCCUGGUGCUGUACACGCGCACGCCCGAGACGGCCGCCCGCUUCGACUCGUACCGCAUCCGGCUGGAGGCGGGCGGCGAGGAACCGCGCGAGGCGGUGCGCGCGGCCGACGCGACGCCGCAGCAGGUGCGCUUCGACGGCCUCACGCCGGGCCGCCUCUACAACAUCACCAUGUGGACGCUGUCGCGCAACGUCUCCUCUCACCCCGUGCAGCGCCAGGCGCGUCUGUUCCCGCUGCCGAUAACGCAGUUGAACGCGACGGCCAUCGGAGCGCGAGAGAUCACGCUGGCGUGGGACAGACCGGCCGGAGACUGGACCGCCUUCGAGGUGCAGUACCUCGCCGCCGCCGACCGCCUCGAGAGCGCCGGCGCGACGCGGCCCGGCAUCACGCUGGGCGCGCUGGCGCCGCACACGCUCUACACUUUCACCGUGGAGGUGCUGUCGGGCACGCCGGCGACCAUCCUGACGCGCUCGCGCGCCCUCUCCGCGAGCUUCCGCACGCUGGCCGCGCCGCCGGCCGCGCCCGCCGCGUUCCAUCCGACCGACGCGAAACCGACCGAACUCGCUUUCGCCUGGCGCCUCCCGCCGCGCGACGCCCACGGCGACCUGCUCGCCUUCCAUCUGGCCUACUGGCCGCUCGGCGCGCCGGACCUGGCCCGCGAGAUCGCGUUUCCGCCGGACGCCGAGGGCGGCGCCGUGAAGGGGCUGCGCGCCGGCGGCACCUACGAGUUCGAGCUGCGCGGCGAGACUACCGCCGGACGCGGGGCGGCGGCGCGCUGGCGCCAGCACAUGGCGAUCGCGGCGCCGCCGAGACCGCGCGCUCAGGCCCUCCCGACCGCCGUGCGACGAACCUCGUCCACGCUGGUGGUUCGCUUCCGAGCCGACUACUUCUCGCCGGCCAACGGCAACGUCACGGCCUACACGCUGGUGCUCGGCGAGGAGCCGCGCAACGAUACGCCGGCGCGCCUGCCGUCCUGGCGGGACGUGCAGCGACUGCCCGUGUGGCCGCCCUACCAGGUCACGGAGCCCUACUACCCGUUCCACUCGAGCGCCGUGGAGGAGUUCACGGUCGGCUCCGAGCGCUGCGAGGGCGGCGGCCGCGCCUACUGCAACGGCCCUCUCAAGCCCAACACCAAGUACUUCGUGAAGCUGCGGGCCUUCACGGCGCCGGACAAGUUCACCGACACCGCCUACGCGCCCGUCUACACCGAGGCCGACAACACGGCGUGGAUAGCGGGCGGGGCGUCGGCGGUGCUGAUCGCGCUCGGGGCCGGCGUGGCGGCUCUGGCGCUGCGCCGCCGCCGUCUGCGACGCGCCGCCCCGCGGCCCCGCGCGCCCGCGCCCGCCUCGCGGCCGGUGCGCGUCGCCGACUUCGUGGAGCACUACCGCCUCAUGUCCGCCGACUCCGACUUCCGCUUCAGCGAGGAGUUCGAGGAGCUGAAGAGCGUCGGCCGCGAACAGCCGUGCACGGCCGCCGACCUACCCGUCAACCGGCCCAAGAACCGCUUCACCAACAUCCUGCCGUACGACCACUCGCGCUACAAGCUGCAGCCCGUGGACGACGAGGAGGGCUCCGACUACAUCAACGCCAACUACGUGCCCGGCGACAGCUCGCCGCGCGAGUUCAUCGUGACGCAGGGCCCGCUGCACUGCACCCGGGACGACUUCUGGCGCAUGUGCUGGGAGUCGGGCUCCCGGGCCAUCGUGAUGCUCACGCGCUGCGUGGAGAAGGGUCGCGAGAAGUGCGACCGCUACUGGCCCUACGACACGCGGCCCGUCUACUACGGCGACAUCGCCGUCACCGCGCUCAACGAGAGCCGCUACCCCGACUGGACGGUCACCGAGCUGGGCGUGUGCCGCGGCGCCGAGCAGCGCGUGCUCGUGCACUUCCACUUCACCACGUGGCCCGACUUCGGCGUGCCGGAGCCGCCGACCACGCUGGCGCGAUUCGUGCGCGCCUUCCGGGAGCGCUGCCCGCCCGACGGCCGGCCCGUGGUCGUGCACUGCAGCGCGGGCGUGGGCCGCUCGGGCACUUUCAUCACGCUCGACCGCGCGCUGCAGCAGCUGGCGCGCCACGCCGACACUCUCGACGUCUUCGGCAUGGUGCACGCCAUGCGGCGCGAGCGCGUGUGGAUGGUGCAGACGGAGCAGCAGUACAUCUGCAUCCACCAGUGCGUCGUGGCGGCGCUCGAGGGCCGCGACCUGGCCCCGCCCCCGCCCAACAACCAUCACCUCAACGCCGCCUUCGAAGACGACGAGGGCAUCGCCGAGUCGGGCAUGUGAGCGCUCGCCGAGGAGCCGCGACGGCGCAGGUACUCUACGAACCUUCCCAAUCUAUGGCAGCCAAACAGUGUUCCUUCCACCAUCCCCCACAUCAGUCAAUUUGAUGUAUUCCUUAUCCCAGAUAAAUGUACAAUUGUGUGAUAAAUUUAACUACAUUCGCAUAGAUUGAAUAUAUUCAUUCUUACCAUUAUAGAAAGUAAUUUAACGACAGUUACAAACAAAUUGACGAAAUAUGAAUAAAAAUGUACGAAAAAUUCAAGGAAACUUCCUAAGCUAUCUGUGGUACAAUUGUGAGGUAGAGCCUCCCUCUGAGGGUAAAGGAAUAAUAACUAUAAAUAACUAAUAAUAGAAAAAUAUAACUAUUCGUUUCGGAGUAAACGGUUUUCGGAGAGGGUUUUACUGAAACUAACUAACAAACUAACUAGUAAGUCACCUAACAACAUCAAAUAUAAUUAUGUAAUAUUGUGAUUUCGUUUUCCUAAAACACGGUGUCACUAGUGUCACUCAAUAGUUGUCCCCCAUGGGCCAUGGCCUGCACGAUAAGAAAACGUUAGUCACUGUUUAUUUUAGUUUAUUAAUCGAAAUAAAUUGAAAGAUAAUGCAAAUGGUUGAGUCUAGGAACAGAAGAGGAAAGAACAGGGGGCCAACGGGCAGGAGGCUCACCUGAUGUUAAGUGAUACCGCCGCCCAACCUCGCCCAACGAGGAAACCUCGAAACGAGAUUUUAAAGCCCACAGUUAAACAUAAGCUUUCAAGGAAAGGUUCUACCAAUAAUAAUAGGCGGACAGGUCAACAGUGCCAUAAAGAAAAUGCAAAAAUAAUGGGGCAAGUUUUAGCCAAAAACAAGACCAAAAAUUGUAACCUUUUGUGACGCGUGUCCUAAUAAACCAUUUCUUUGUU
Pieris rapae (cabbage white) is the source of this 5912-nucleotide messenger RNA. Its product is annotated as tyrosine-protein phosphatase 10D. Gene Ontology annotation, biological process: protein dephosphorylation. The record is from RefSeq and is a predicted model, not a curated record. Gene Ontology annotation, molecular function: protein tyrosine phosphatase activity; protein binding. Lineage: Eukaryota; Metazoa; Arthropoda; Insecta; Lepidoptera; Pieridae. The transcript has 11 exons. The coding region runs from base 187 to 5013 and encodes 1608 amino acids.